Messenger RNA from Numida meleagris (helmeted guineafowl), 966 nucleotides. RefSeq names its product protein phosphatase 1 regulatory subunit 14B-like. The record is from RefSeq and is a predicted model, not a curated record. Gene Ontology annotation, cellular component: cytoplasm. Gene Ontology annotation, biological process: regulation of phosphorylation; innate immune response. NCBI's taxonomy places the organism in Eukaryota, Metazoa, Chordata, Aves, Galliformes, Numididae. Gene Ontology annotation, molecular function: protein serine/threonine phosphatase inhibitor activity.
UGAAUGGGGACCUCCGAAGAAGGUUGAGCGGGCGGCGGAACGGGCGCGAUCUCGGUGAAUGGGCGUGGAAAGGGGCGUGGUCUCAGCCCCAAGAGGCCGCUUUAAGGCUACGGUGGUCCCCACGCGCUGCAUCGCCGCUUUAAGGGAGCGCGGGCUCAUCGGAAGGGGCGUGGUCUCAAGAUAGGGGGCGUGGUCUCAAGAUAGGGGGCGUGGUCUCAUCGGACACAGGGGCUGGGAGUCCAACAGAUGGACCCCACCCGAGACAUCGCCGCUUUAAGAGGGCGCGGUCUAACAAGAGUCUCUAUGGUCUCGUUGCAAGGGUGGACCCCACCAGGCUCAUCGCCACUUUAAGGAGGCGUGGUUUAACUGUAGGGGGCGUGGCCUCUCGUAAGUGGGCGUGGUCCCACAGAAUGGGCUUUUUCUCAGCUCGGCGUCGCCGCUUUAAGCCCCCGUGAGCGGUCCCCACCUGAUUCAUCGCCGCUUCAAGGGAGGGGCGUGGCCUCACCGGGCGGAGGCGUUGCUCCGCGAGAGGGGGGCGUGGCUUCAUCGAGCCACACGGCAUCGCCGCUUUAAGCCCCCGCGCGUGGCCCCACCGAGCGCAUCGCCGCUUUAAGCGAGCGUGGCCCAACCGCUCUCCUCCACACAAAGCCACUUCCGUUUCCCGCAGGGCGGCUUCCGGUUCCGGUCCGGCAGGGCAGGGCAUGGCGGCGCCGUGCGGCCGCCCGGGCCCUCCCGCGCCGCCGCCUCCCCCCGCCGGGCCGGGGCCGAGCUCAACUCCGGGACCUCGGGUCUGCUUCGCCGCGGGACCGGAGGGCGCGGACGGAGCGGCGGUCGGGGCGGAGGAGGCGGCGGGAGCUCGGCGAGGAGGGAAAGUGACGGUGCGGUACGACCGCCGGGAGCUGCGGAAGCGGCUGCACCUGGAGGAGUGGAUCCUGGGGCAGCUCACGGCGCUCUACGACUGCCGGG